Molecule: messenger RNA, 5244 nt
Organism: Setaria italica (foxtail millet)
Lineage: Eukaryota; Viridiplantae; Streptophyta; Magnoliopsida; Poales; Poaceae
Exons: 9
Coding region: 140-4888 (1582 amino acids)
Biological process (GO): negative regulation of translation
Molecular function (GO): rRNA N-glycosylase activity
Source: RefSeq, a predicted model, not a curated record
GCGCUGCGCGUGGUGGCAGCGAGCGGCACUGCUAGGCCGGCGGGGCUUGCCGCACAACGGCGCUCCCCCUCGAGAUCCUCCGGCGGCCAAAUCGACGAGCCACUGCCUACAAAUCAUCGCCGAUUCAAGUGGAACAGCCAUGGGAGAUGUGGAAACUACUGAGCUGAGGAUUCCAGAGGCGACCGAAGAUGAGGUAAACAUUGAAGAGAGAGGAAAUGUCAAAGAUGAGGUGGGGAAUACUUCCAUCAAUCGGCGAUUUGAGCAUGGAAAUACUCAGAGUACAACUCACGAAGUCGACAAACAAAAUGUUGUUGAAGUGACCAUCGGUAUGGGAAACAUUGAAGGGACGACUCCUAAGGGGAAAAUUGUAGACCUCCAUCGCCACGUUGAGGUCACAACGGUGUCUGGCAAUCUAACUGUAGUGUACACCAUCGGAGAUGGAAUGUCGUUCACUGAGUUUAUAAUGGUUCUACGUCGCAUCCUCGCUGAGCACAACAAAGACCGCGAGGACAUCUUGGACAAAUUCUCAACAAAUCUCUCAUCCAGCCGACAACACCCAGUGCUCACUAAGCAGUAUGGUGAAGAACCGCCGUGGCUUCACGUCAAGCUGCAAGUGGUGGAGGAGGGCAAGGAACCGUCGUGGACAACCCUAAUCAUGCGGGUUGACAGCUUAUACGUAUGUGGCUUCAUGGACCGAAAUGGAAAUUUGUACAGGCUUAUCGACGACAAAACCAAAAGCGAAGCCAUUAUCCCGAAGGGUCAUAACGGUGCUAACAUCCAAGACCUACAGUGGAAGGUCAGUUACCCAUCCUUGCUGGGAGACAAAAAAACGAUCUUACAUCAAAAGACAAAAAAAGACGAUCUUACAUCAAAAGACAAAAAAACGAUCUUACAUCAAAAGACAAAAAAAGACGAUCUUACAUCAAAAGACAAAACAACGAAAGUUAGAAAUGAAGUUGUGCACGAACUGGGCCGCGCGCAUCUGGGUCGUGACUUCGCUAUGGAGGCCGUGCGCAGGCUGUCAGAGCACAACCCAGAUACCGAGGUGGCUGGUAUGAUAAGCGGCAGGCUGGCACUGGGGGGCUUGAUCGUCCUGGUCUGCGAGUCCGCAAGGAUGAAUCCUUUCUACGACUCCUUUGCACGUGGGUGGAGCACCGGCGAGGGAUUCAAGGAGGAACUGAUGCGUAAAUACGUGUGGGACUGUUAUUAUAGUAACACGUCACGCGAGCUACGGCAGUGGAAGAGUGAAAACUAUAUCAACUUGAAGACGUGGGUAACGGAUCCCAUUCCGCAGCUACAAACCAUGCACCUCGUGCUCAACGCACCUCUACCUAAAAAUGAAGGUAAUAAUGACGAUGGCAACCCUGAUCCUUCCACAUCUGGCGAUGCUGGCGCUAACGCCGGCAACCAAAACAACAACGGCAACAAUAACGGUAAGGCCGAAGAAGGUAAUGACGAUGGCAACUCUGAUCCCUCCACAUCUUCCAAGGAGGAUGGCAACGGUGAUCCUUCCCCAUCUAACGAUGCUGGUGAAGGAUCGAAAGGGCGACCUGACGGUAACACCGGCAACCAAAACAACAAUAACACCAGCAACCUACAAGAAAAUUCUGGAAAGUCCAAGGAGGAUGGCGAUGCUGACGGGAACAACGACCCAACCAGAGGGGAAGGCGGUGGCCGCACCAACAAGCAAAACACCGGCAAGGCUGACGACACCCUGGGCCAUGGCCGACCCCUGGUGGAGCUGUUGGCCGUGCAUGCCCACCUUGGGGUCGUUGACACGAAAAUCAUCGUCUUCGACGGGAAACGUGGCCAGAUCAUCUACAAGCACGCGAAGCAAGGAGAAGAGGUCGGACGAAUGGAGGAUUUGGUGCUGACUGGACCCUACAGAGGCAUCUCAGCGUACGCGAGCUUCACCAUCAAAGUUGACAUCCCAAAAGCCAAUCCCGCCAGAUUCGAAUGGGAUUGCUAUGACCAAAGUAACGCCGACAAAGUGGAUGCCGUGAACCCCUCCUACGGCGAGAUCAAAGAUAAGGACGGCAAGCUACUAGCAGAGGUCACCUACGCGGUGAUGUCCGACGCCCUGGAGGCCACUGUGCAGCAGGUCAUGCUGAGGCUCAAGGAUGGGCACACUCUCAAUGACGUCCAUGGUGAAAUCAAAGCGCGCAUCGAUGGUUUCGAAGUCGGUAGCAUCCUAUUCAACCCGACACAAGGUGCAGGUAAGUGUUUCUCCCCCGCCGGCGACUCGUGGUUCCUUCUUCAGCUGGCGAGGAAUGUGGUUGCGGUGCCAUGUGGUAAGGUGCUCCACAUAGAGGUGGACCUGAAGACGGAAACUUCCAACGACCAGGGGCCCAAGCCUUUGAAAGUUGCUCUCAAAUUUGACAAUAGAACUUUGAGUCAAAGUAGCCCAGACGGCAACGGCAACGAAGUUGAAGUGGACAUCGACUGGUACCCGGAGAUCUCACGACCAAGUCAUCCACCGGAGCAAACCAUUGGAGAGGUUCGCGAGCAGGAACCAAGUCACCUAGUGGAGGCCAAAAUGAUAUCUGUGCGUGAACCUGAUUUGGGGUACACCAUCGGAGAUGCAGUGUCGUUCACUCGAUUCAUAACGCAUCUACGUCACUUUGUCGCCGAACACCCAGACAAAGAGGAUAUCCUGUACCACCAAGUGCUCGCCAAGCAGCGUGCUGAACAACCGGCGAGAUGGCUUCACAUCAAGCUAGAAGUGGUGGAGGACAAGAAAACAUUGUCGACAACCCUACUCAUACGGGAUGACGACUUGUACGUCCAUGGCUUCAUGAACCAGGAAGGAGUUUGCUACGAGCUUCUCGAAACCAAGGACAGUACUGUCAAUAUGAUCCCAGAAGAUGAAUACAAUCCCCACCCCCUAUACUGGGGCCUCACAUACAACACCAUACUGAACGUCCAAGAUGGCAGCGAAGCCACGGCUAAACUGGUAACUGAGGGGCUAGGCAUGUCCUUCGCGAUUGAAGCUGUGCGACGGCUGUCGAGCUCCACCCACCCAGAUGUUGAGGUGGAUGGUGAGAAGAGCGCUAGGGUGGCACUUGCGGGCCUGAUCGUCAUGGUCUGCGAGUCCGCAAGGAUGAAUCCUCUCCGCGACGCUAUUGCAGGUGGGUGGAGCAACGGCACGGGAUUCACCGAGCAACUGAUGGAUCGUUAUGUGCGGAAAUAUGGGGAGAUGUCACGCAACCUGCAGAAGUGGAAGAGUAGUAACUCUGAUAAUUGGCCGCACCCCAUUUCGGAGCUACAAGCCACUUGCCUCGUGCUUAACACCCAGCUGCUACCGGAUGAAACUGUUGACCGCCCUGUUGGCCGCCCCCGAGUGGAACUAUUAUCCAUACAUGCCGACCUUGGGGGCGUCGGCACGAAAAUCAUUGUCUUCGACGGGAAACGAGGCCAGAUCAUCUACAGGCACAACAAGCAAAGAGAACAGGGAACAACGGAGAAUUUGGUUCUGACUGGACCCUACACCGGAAUCUCGGCGUACUUGUGCUUCGCCAUCAAAAUUGACAUCCCCGACGCCGGUCCUAUGGUAUUUAAAUGGGAUUGCUAUAACCCCCAGCACGCUGCCCAAGUUGACAAACCACCCAUGAGCCACGAUAUGGGCAACAUAGCGAAAGUGACCUACGCAGUGAUGUCCAACGCCCUAAAGGCCACUGUGCAGGUCAAGCUGCGCCUCAACGAUGAGCACAGCGCUGUUGGCAUCGGAGGUGAAAUCACCGCGCUCAUCGAUGGCUUCGAAGACGAAGAAGACAACAGGAGCAUCCUCUUCAGGCCUGAAAAGAGGACGUGUCAGUCUUUCUCCUCUACCGACAACGACUCGAUGAUCCUUCUUCAGCUGGCUAGGAAUGUCCUUGCUGUGCCAUAUGGUAAGGAUCUUCGCAUAAAGGUGGACCUGGAGAUUGAAACUUCCAACAACCAAGGGAUCAAGAAUUUGAGAGCCGACCUCUGCAUAGCCAAUGGAAUUCUGAGCCAAUGUCACGUAGUCGAUGGUGGCGAAGUUGAAGUGAAUGUCACAUGGUACCCACAGGAAGAAAUUACGUACGAGCAUCAACAUGAAGUAGUGUAUACCAUCGGAGAUGCAAGGUCGUAUCGUGGGUUCAUAAUGGCUCUCUGUCGCAUUCUCACCAACCACCCAGACCAUGAGGGUAUCUUGGAUGGUCCCGAACACCCCAAACUCUCCACCCGACAACACCCACUACUGCUCAGCGACCGAAUGGACAGGUGGCUUCACAUCAAGCUUCAAGUGGCGGGCGAGGGAACUUCAGUAACCCUAGCCAUCGGGAUGGACGACUUGCGCGUCCAUGGCUUCACAAACGAGAACGAAGAUCGUCUUUGGUACCGCCCUGAAGACUACAAAAAGUGGUUGUCGUUGUCAUCUCAAGUAAAUCUACACUGGGGCUACGGGUACGACAGUAUAUUGGGUGUGAAUUCCCAUGAGGGAAUCGUGGGUAAACUGGCCUCCGAGACCCAGGGGCUGGGCAAAACCACCGCGGUUAACGCCGUGCGCGUUCUUUCACGCUUCCGCCCACAUGUCCUCCUAGGAGAAUUAGUGGCGGGUGGUGAUAAAUACUACGAUGCCAGGGUGGCACUGGUGUGCCUGAGCGUCAUGGUCUGCGAUUCCGCGAAGUUGAAUCCCGUCCUCAAACACAUCGAAAGUGGCUGGGAGAACGGGACGGGACACACCAAGGAACUGGAGGGUUACAUUAAGAAUUGGAACCGCAUAUCAAGCGCCCUGCUGGACUGGAAGGAAGACAGCUACCGUACAUGGAUGAAAGAUGAGCGACUAGAGAGGAUCGGAAUCAAGAGCCCAGAAGAUGCACUGGACGUCGUUCACCUCUGCUCCGCUGAACGGAUGCAUCGGUUUUGAUGGAUCCAGCAGCCUAUCUAACCUGGGCGGAACCGUGCGUGUCGCUCCGCCAAAUCAGGUUACCUGUAUCCCCCUUUUUUUUUUGACAUCAUCGUGCUUGGCCCCUGAAUGUUUCUCAAAUCAGUUACCCCUUGUGUUUACUCUUCUUUUACAAUAUGAUAUGAAUCAUGACCUCCAGUCCAGUCUGUGUGUGAUCAUUUAAGCUAGUGUUUGCUUUGAUCGAUACUGUAAACCGACAAUAUAAGAAACAGAUGCAAAUGUAAACGGUGUUUUGGUUCAGCAUGUAACGAACGGUAUUUGGUUCACAAUAAUACUUGUCAUCUCUUUGUUCCAGCUGUUGCAAUCUGCUGGGUCUA